Molecule: messenger RNA, 1398 nt
Organism: Lineus longissimus
Lineage: Eukaryota; Metazoa; Nemertea; Pilidiophora; Heteronemertea; Lineidae
Exons: 4
Coding region: 17-808 (263 amino acids)
Source: RefSeq, a predicted model, not a curated record
UGAGGGUAAGAGCGACAUGGAUGAUUUUGAAGCGCGUAAAAGUGGAGUGAGUGGGAAGACAGCUGGACUGAACGAGACUACUGGAAGCUUCCACUACAAGACUGGUUGGAUUGCGUCAACAAAUGUCAAAGUUCGAAAAACACUCCGCCGGUUAUACCGGCCUUUACGUCGACAAGAUUCAAAUCAAACCGGGUCACGCAGAAGUGUGGAUGACUAUCACAAAAAUGUUGAGCCCGAUGAUGACGUCUUUGACAACAACACCCCAGAGAGCAAGCAGCAUGCGAUGAUGUCGAGUUGGGUGCUAUUCCGCAAAAAACUCAACAACGAGUUGAUCAGGAAACUACUGGACCCGCGCCGAGUUGGCCGCUGCGAACCAACAAGGGUAUACACCAUCGACCAAGGAACAUCCAAGUUCGCCAUCUUUAACGCCAAGCGGGAUCGAUCACUGCAACACGCACGUGCAUUGUAUCUUCACCCGGAUACAUACGUCAGUAUGGGGAUCCCGAGGGUGCGGUCGUCUUUGGUGCGCGAAAAAGUCAGACGCCUGUCCCAGAACUCAAUAGGCGAUCAGGUGGAUGGGACGAAGGAAAAUGCCGGGGUCACACUCAGAAGGCAGAUUUCAGUAGCAGACUCGGAUUAUUACUCGGCUCGGGAUGAAUUUGGGAUUUUGUUCCGAGGAGAGAUGACCAAAGGAUCGGCAGUGCAGACAUUCAGGCCAAGGUCUAAGUCCAUGGUAUCAAACAACUCUAAGCAAGAUGAGACAAAACGCAGUACGGAAUCUAUACAACUUGCUGUAGAUUUUACCUGAACAUUAUUCACCAUGAUGAUGGACUACUUCAAUACUAAACAUUGUUUUAGGAUAUUUGCCUGCCCGAAACUAUAUGUAAGGAGCAAUGUCGAGGAAACUAUGUCAUCAGCUUCCAAUCGAGUACAGGCUGGUGUUUAAUUUGCACUACUACUGUGAUCAGAAUUUUGAGGGGAAGAGGAAACAGGCGCUGCCGUAGCUAGAGUGUCCUGAAGCUGUGAUAACUAGAAGGGGGGGAUGGGUUGUAAGUCCUCAACCACCAGAAAAAAUGGGAAUUUCGGUGCCAAAUAUAGGCGUUUUCCGGGACCUCAAAACCAAAAUUGGAAAUGUAGCCACUUUCUUCUUGUGGAGAGGUGCCCUGAAAAAUGGUUGCUCUCCGACAAAUAAAAGGGUGCGUCAAGUCAACGCCCUCAUAUUACUCCUAUUAACACUCAUUUAAAGGCGAACCGAUACAUUUACCCACCGUGUAGAAGCUACAUGUAUAAGGGGCGGGGCGGGCCAUGCCCUUUGCCAACAUGUUGCUAUGGUCAGUGAACAGAUUUUAUUACGGUAAUUCCUAGUCUGGCUCUCAGCUUGGCAACUUUCAUUUAUGU